AUGGCAGUACAGGUAGUUGAAGAAGUUGCGAGGUCACCAAUGUUGCCAGCAAACUUUCCUAAGAGUCCUGAGAGAGUCAGAGUUGUCAGUCAGUCACUACAAAGGCCUACAGCACCAGUGCCACCGAAGCAGUCUGCAGCAGGCUCUUGGGACCAAGAAAGUGGCUAUGAUGACGUCAAUUUGAACGAGGAAGAUUUGGUGGAUAUCAACGUUGACACGUUCUUUUCAUCGACGGAAACGUUGGAUUCAGCGUCUGGUGACGAGACCGAUACACCAUCUCGGAACAUACGGAAGAAAUUCAGAGAAUUUCUCAGUGAACCAGGCACUUCCACUCCGUUAUCGCCGAAGAAGAUGAGCCGUGUCGGUACUGUCAGACAGAUUGUCGGACGGGGAAAAGUUAGAAGCGGUCCAGAAUCAGCACCAAGUACCUCUUCAACUAUUCCAUCUGCACAGCUCCGAAAGAAGCAAGCAAGAGGUGCUGCUGUCGAGCAGUCGGCGAGAACAGCCCAACGCCUGUCACCGCAGGGUAGCUUCGUAGGUGCUGAACAAACAGCAGGUUCAACUCACAGUCUGCUAGUAUCGUCAGCCAAUGUAUGCAACAAGGUUGAGAAUAUGCUCGGUGUUAUGGAGCUUUCGCUUCAGAACAAUGAGCCUGUCUUAGCACCGGAGAAUGUGGACGCAACUAGGACUCAGAUUGCUUGUGAUGUUGACAAUCUCGGUACUUCUCAGCAGUUCGCACAACCAUCUGUGCCGUAUUCUGAUGGCAGCGCUGGUGAAAUAGUCCCACUCGAUCGACCGCUUAGCGUUGACGAACUGAUGCAAAAAAUUGAAGCUGAGUUUUGUGAUCUCACGGAACGGAGGUCCAGGUCCAGAUGGAUACGAUUUGCCGUCCACGAGCACAUUCCAACAUUUUGA
Messenger RNA from Cooperia oncophora, 915 nucleotides. The record is from the annotation of a GenBank genome assembly. NCBI's taxonomy places the organism in Eukaryota, Metazoa, Nematoda, Chromadorea, Rhabditida, Trichostrongylidae.